Messenger RNA from Nelumbo nucifera (sacred lotus), 1822 nucleotides. RefSeq names its product Zn-dependent exopeptidases superfamily protein. Gene Ontology annotation, molecular function: zinc ion binding; aminopeptidase activity. Gene Ontology annotation, biological process: proteolysis. Lineage: Eukaryota; Viridiplantae; Streptophyta; Magnoliopsida; Proteales; Nelumbonaceae. The record is from RefSeq and is a predicted model, not a curated record.
GCUGGAGUUGGAUACUUGGAUUGCCUCCCUCUCUCGGGGUCUCAAGCUUCUCGUUCUUGGUUGCUCAAAAUCGUAAGGACUUAGGACUGAACUCCGAAGCAACGUAAUCACGUACAGACAUGACGGCGACGAUGUAUCGUCUGCAACUGCUCAAACCUCCACCAGUCGUCAAGUCCUCGAUAUUACCAAAAUACUCCUACUCGAGCUUCUCAACUCCGACUCUUCACGGGAAACGUCUUCGUAAAUUCUCCACUGUUCCUCAUCUUUGCUCCAAAUUAGAUCAGCUUCCCGAGAGUCCGUCUAUAGUUGGGGAUCUUCUGGACUAUCUGAAUGAGUCGUGGACUCAGUUUCAUGCCACUGCUGAAGCGAAACGUCAAUUAAUAGAUGCUGGAUUUCAUUUACUAAAUGAGAAUGAUGAGUGGGACCUAAAGCCUGGCAGGCGCUACUUCUUUACACGGAAUAUGUCUUGCUUGGUUGCUUUUGCCAUUGGAGAGAAGUAUAAUGUAGGUAAUGGUUUUCAUGUGAUUGCUGCACACACAGAUAGCCCAUGUCUGAAGUUAAAACCAAAGUCUGCAUCAUCAAAAUGUGGAUAUCUUAUGGUGAAUGUACAGACUUAUGGAGCUGGCUUAUGGCACACAUGGUUUGAUAGAGACUUAAGCUUAGCAGGAAGGGCCAUAGUUAGAAGUGGAGAUGGAUCCUUUGAGCACAAGCUUGUUAAAGUAAAGAAACCUAUUUUACGAGUACCAACACUGGCUAUUCAUCUUGACCGUACAGUGAACCAGGAUGGGUUUAAACCAAAUCUAGAGACUCACCUUGUUCCACUUCUUGCCACAAAACUUGAGGAGACAUCUACAGAAUCCAAAGAGAAAAGCUCAAAAGCUUCUCACCAUCAAUUACUUAUGCAGGUAUUGUCAGAUGAACUGGGUUGUGGAACUGAUGAAAUAGCGAGUAUUGAGCUGAAUGUCUGUGAUACACAGCCUAGCUGCCUUGGAGGUGCAAAUAAUGAGUUUAUUUUUUCUGGAAGAUUGGACAAUCUUGCUUCAAGUUAUUGUGCACUGAGAGCUCUUAUUGAUUCAUGUCAGUCACAUGGAGAUUUAUCAAGUGAACAUGCUGUUCGAAUGGUUGCUUUAUUUGACAAUGAGGAGGUGGGGUCUGGUUCAAUGCAGGGAGCAGGUGCACCAACCAUGUUUCAGGCCAUGAGACGUAUAACUGACUGCUUAGCUCAUGAGUAUGUAGGUGAAGGUGCUUUUGAGCGUGCAAUCCGCCAAUCUUUUCUUGUCUCUGCUGACAUGGCUCAUGGGGUUCACCCAAAUUUUAUGGAUAAAUAUGAAGAACAUCAUAGGCCAGAGUUACAAAAGGGGCUUGUCAUCAAGCACAAUGCAAACCAGCGGUAUGCCACAAGUGGUGUGACAGCUUUUCUUUUCAAAGAAAUAGCAAACAUUCAUAAUAUUCCAGUUCAGGAAUUCGUAGUAAGGAACGAUAUGGGAUGCGGAUCCACAAUUGGCCCCAUACUUGCUUCAGGUGUUGGAAUCCGUACCGUAGAUUGUGGCAUUGCUCAGCUUUCCAUGCACAGCGUGAGGGAGAUAUGUGGAAAAGAAGACGUUGAUAUUGCUUACAAGCAUUUCAAGGCAUUCUACAAGACAUUCUCAGGCAUUGACAGGAAGCUAAAUGUGGAUUAGUGUAAGCUUUUUCAUGUUAAUCAGGUUUCUGAUUCUUAGUUUAUAAUUUUUUAAAACAUAAAAAGUGAGAAAGAAAAGAAAAUGUGAGAAUCAGAAGCUCCAACUUUUUAAGACUAUAAAAUGAUUAUAUUCCUUUUGCCUCC